GCGGAGAGCGGCGGCCGGGAGCGAUCCCGCUGCCAUCCCGGAGAGAUCCCGGAGAGAUCCCGCUGAGAUCCCAAAGAAAUCCCACUGAGAUCCUACUGCGACCCCACAGCGACCGCCCAGCGACUCCACAGCUGCGAUCCCCCGGCGAUCCGACACCGAUCCCCGGCGAUCCCCGGCGAUCCCGGCUCGGCGGGCGCUGCCGCCAUGGGGAACAUCGCCUGUGUCCCGCAGGCUCCCGGCGGCUUCAGGAGCUCCUUCCGAAGGAAACCCUCGCUGAAGAAGGAACAAAACGGGAAGAAAAAGCUGCCCAGCUUUUUUGGGAUAGACGGAAACCAGGAGAGAGACACGACCACAGACAAAAUCCUGCAGUACAUUCCAGCCAAGAUUAUUCAGAAGCAGGAAAACCAGAAGGAAAACCUGGACCAGAGGUUCCCCAGCCUGUUCAAGAAGGGCCGGAGGAAGAUGAUUGUCAGGAAUUUGGGCAAAAUGAUUUAUUACUCCAAGGUCAAGUUUAAGUUCCAGCACUGCCAGGAGGUCAACAGCUGCUUCCUGGAGCUCUUCCAGUCCUACCUGUACUUCCAGUCCACGGCUCCCAACAGCCUCACCUACCAGGGGCUGCUGCCUCUGAAGGAGCUGGAGGUGCGGGAGCUGGGGCCCGGGCAGAGCCCCGGGCAGCAGGACCACGCUUUCCACAUCUCAGGACCCCUGCUGAACCCCCUGGUGGUGUUCUGCCCGUCCGAGGCCGAGCUGAAGCUGUGGCUCUACCACCUGGAGAAGCAGAUCCAGCUCUGCGGGGGGAGCCUGGCCCUGCCCCUGCUGUCCCAGGGCGGCUGGACAGAGAGCACCGGGCGCAGGGAGGAGCUGCGCUGGUCCCUGCAGCACCGGCCCGUGCAGGAGUGGAGGGGGACCCAGAGGGAAUCCCUGGGGGAAAUCCUGUGCGUGUCCAAGGUGAAGCUGCAGCACCUGCCCUUCCAGGAGCAGCACGACCGGCUCCUGGUGCUCUACCCCUCCACGCUGGUGAUCGUGUCCGAGGAGCCCGCUGGCCUCUGCUUCAAGGGAGAGCUCCCCCUCAAUGCCAUCCAGGUGCUGUUUGAGGAGAACGACAAAACCUCCUUUUUAAUCGAAGGCCGCCUGAUCAACUCCAUCCGGGUGAGCUGUGCCAGCUACCAGGACUACCAGGAGUGGCUGUACUGCCUCAAAACCGCCCAGUUCCGAAACGCAGACUCGUCCCUCUCGGGCUCCGACAGCUGCUCGGGGUCACGGGCCCCUCACCCCGGCCAGUUCGCCAGCAGCGGGAGAGGAUCCCUCAGCUCCGACGGCCGGACCAACUCCUGGGCGUCCGGGGGCAGAGUGACCACGCUGACCCCGCUGUCCCAGACCAGCGGCUCCCUGCCCGAUGGCCCCUCCUUCCUGCUGAGCCCCGAGGGCCGCCUGCUGGAGGAGCCCCUCUCCCCUGGCUAUUCCCAGCCUCUCCAUAGCCUGGCCCAGCCCGGCUGGCCCAGCCCAGGGCUGCCCACGCGGGAGCUGCGCAGGGGCAGCAGCGGCAGGAAAUGCAAGGGCAGGGGCAGGGGGCUGCAGGAGCCGCAGAGGAGCAGCCCCCAAAGCCCCGAGGGGGAGAUGCAGUCCCCGGUGUACCACGAGCCCUACGCAGCGCACGGCUGCCAGCAGCAGCCCCCGGCACCGCCGGAGCUGAGGUUCCUGCAGUGCCAUGGGCAGACAGGACCGUCCCCAAGUCCCCAGCACCUGUCCCUGGGGCAGUGGCACUGCCAGCCCCUGCCAGGCCCUGGCAGGGAGGUGCCCACGGGCCCCACCUAUGGCACCCCAGGGCGGCUCCAGCUGCGGGCACCGGCCCAGGGCUCCUACCUGGGGGAGAUCUCCUCCCUGCCAGAGGAACACCUGAGCCCUUCGCUGCGUGCCCCAGGUGGGAGCACCUUCGAGGGGACAGACGCCAGCUGUCCCUGCCAGGACUCGGUGUCCUACCACGACUACGCCGAGCUGCAGAGCUUCCAGAGCGACCUCAGCUACGACAACCUGUGGGAGGCUGAGGAGAAGGAGCCGGGCAGCCCCCGCAGCUCCCCCUCCCCUGCCCUGCAGGUUUACCACGUUUAGGGCUGCUCCAGGAACGGCCCCCGGGGCUCCUCUGUGACCGGGGUCCACCCCGGGACCGAGGGAGGAGCCCCGAGCUCAGCUCUGCACGGCCCGGCAGGUCCAGGGCUCCAACCCCUGCCCCAGACCUGAGGUGGGGCAGAGCAGAGCAGCCCCGGCCCCUGUGGGGCUGUCAGCGCCCGGGAGGGUGCUCAGGGCUUUGCCCCCGAAAAUCAAGGAGCAAAAAAGGGGUCAGGCUCCCUCAGGUGGAAGAACUCGGUGUUCAGAGGCAGCAGCACCCAAAAGCCAAAAAGCUGCGUGGAUUAUUUGGUUCCUUUAGCCCAGAGCCCUCGGCUGGUCCCUCUGAGGAUCCCCUGGGAAUAGACAAAGCUUCCCCCAGAGAGCUCCGGAGGCUGCCAGGACCCACAGAGCUCUCAGGGCUCUCCCAUCAGAGCUCUCCCAUCAGGAUUCUCCCAUCAGGGCUCUCCCACCAGGGCUCUCCCAUCAGGAUUCUCUCAUCAGGAUUCUCCCAUCAGAGCUCUCCCAUCAGGAUUAUCCCAUCAGGGCUCUCCCAUCAGGAUUCUCCCAUCAGGGCUCUCCCAUCAGGAUUCUCCCAUCAGGGCUCUCUCAUCAGGGCUCUCCCAUCAGAGCUCUCCCAUCAGGGUUCUCCCAUCAGAGCUCUCCCACCAGAGCUCUCCCAUCGGGAUUUUCCCACCAGGGCUCUCCCAUCAGAGCUCUCCCAUCAGAGCUCUCCCAUCAGGAUUCUCCCCAUCAGGGCUCUCCCAUUAGGAUUCUCCCAUCAGGAUUAUCCCAUCAGGAUUCUCCCCCCCGGGCUCUCCCUGUUGGCACACCAGCCUGUCCUCACAGGAUUCUUCUCCCCCUGCAAGGUCAGAGGCAGCAGGCAGAACAUGAAGGGGGAAAAAAAUAAAAAUAACUCCCCCCAGAUCUGAGCACGGGGGGAUUCCCUUUCCCCUUUGUGCCAGCAAACUCCUCCCUGGUGCCACGGCAGUGCCACCUGAUCUGUGCUCCCCAAGGACACCCCAAAAUCCCCUCGGGGCUCCCUCCUCUCCUCCCAGCCCUGCCGUGCCCGGGCUCACCCCGAGGGCUGCCUGGGGAGAGAAUUCCCCAGGGAGGAGCUCCAGGGCAGGUCCGGGGGCGCUGGGGUGUCCCUGCUGUCCCCACAGAGCCAGGACAGGACACAAACAAGGGACAGAGCCUCGGGGUUGUCCUUUUGCAGCCUCUCAGGCCAGAUCCUUUAGAAGGUCAGCAGCAAAUCCAAACGUUUCCACCUGAGGCUCCAAAUCCUCGACCUUUGUUCCCUGCAGAGGCUGCAAAUCGAGCACAGCAGCAAAAACCUCUGCUCGGGCUCCUUCUCUGGGGCAACCACAACGAUUUGUACUUGAAUAUCUCUGGCUGUAUUUUCAUUUUGGGGGGUUUGGUUCUUUUGUUGGGUUUUUUUUUUGGGGUUUUUUUUUCAGGAGGUAUCCAACAAAGUUUACAUGUAAAGUCUGAGUGGGUGCUGUGUAUUUAAAUGUGAAUGUGGCCGAGUUGAAGAGCUGUUUAAUUUUCUAGCUGUGCCUGGUGUUCAGUUCUGUGAGGGGGGCGUGUGCAGGGUCUGUGGGGCCGGAUCCUGGAGCUGUUUUGGGGAGGAUUUGUACCAAAUAACCCCCCAAAAAAUCUGUUUGUGCCCAAAAAUGCCCUGCCAGGGGACAUCCCAAAUGAGAUUAAAACAUCCCCAAAGGGCGGGGAGGUCUGCAUGGCCCCGAGUGGACACUUGGAGGGUCCCCAUCCCAUUGGGGGAUUUCUGUGGGAUUGGACAAUCCCAGUGCUCACCCCGGGAUCCUUCCCCUCCCUUUGCCAUCCCCUGCGUGGAUGGAGGUGAAUUUUUGCCCCCGGGGGCUCUGGGGCUGUGUCCAGGGGGAUUUCCAGGCUGCUGGCAGCCUCCAGCUCGCCUCAGGCUCCUUUAUCCCUCCAUCCCUGACCAAAAUCUCCCCAGAGCUGGGCCUGAGGUUGGGUUUUCCCUGAUGCUGGUCCGGGUGGGUUUUGUGGCUGUAAAAACUCCAAAACAAAUAGAGGUGAAUAAAAUAAAAGACAAUAGAAAGAAAAAAAGAAGAAAGAAGAAGAAAGAAGAAAAAAGAAAAAGAAAAAAGAGAAAAAAGAAAGAAAAAAGAAAAAAAAAAGAAAAAAGAAAGAAAAAAGAGGGGAAAAAAAAUAAAGGAAAAAAAAAAGAAAGAAAAGAAAAGCAGGGAGAGGCAUCCCUAAAGUGGAAUGAAAUACGAGGAGCACCUGCCUGACUUUUUCACGCUCCUGGCACGGCGGAGGUGGCAGAUGAGGAGCGACGUGCGGGGUGGCAGCGCCCCGGGGUGCACAGGAUCCUGCAAAGGUCACCGUGACCCUGCCGGGCAGGCUGUGAGGUCCUGGCAGGGGGACAAAACCCCACCUGAAACAGCUUUUUUAUUAUUUUCUGGGAGAAAUCCUUGGGUUUCUUAACCUAAAGGACACAAAUCAUUGAGCACAGAGUUAAACCCAGGGGUUUCCAUCCCAGCUGAGGAUGCACUUCCAGGUGCUCCUGGAUAGUUCCAGGUGUUCCUGGGUGCAGUUCCAGCUGUUCCUGGACAGUUCCAGGUGUUCCUGGGUAGUUCCAAGUGUCCCUGGG
Messenger RNA from Prinia subflava (tawny-flanked prinia), 4741 nucleotides. RefSeq names its product pleckstrin homology domain containing N1 (gene PLEKHN1). Gene Ontology annotation, cellular component: mitochondrial membrane; cytoskeleton. The transcript is spliced from 16 exons. Gene Ontology annotation, biological process: positive regulation of apoptotic process; response to hypoxia; 3'-UTR-mediated mRNA destabilization. Gene Ontology annotation, molecular function: phosphatidic acid binding; phosphatidylserine binding; cardiolipin binding. The record is from RefSeq and is a predicted model, not a curated record. Bases 205 to 2109 code for a protein of 634 amino acids. NCBI's taxonomy places the organism in Eukaryota, Metazoa, Chordata, Aves, Passeriformes, Cisticolidae.